Molecule: messenger RNA, 955 nt
Organism: Sipha flava (yellow sugarcane aphid)
Lineage: Eukaryota; Metazoa; Arthropoda; Insecta; Hemiptera; Aphididae
Product: zinc finger MYM-type protein 1-like
Exons: 2
Coding region: 103-888 (261 amino acids)
Molecular function (GO): protein dimerization activity
Source: RefSeq, a predicted model, not a curated record
AAUUUGAAAACUGACGGAAUCAAACCUUAUGCCCUACUUUCAUCGAUACAGACACCACAAUUUAUUAUAGCAUUAACAGUAGUAAAACCGAUUUUCAUCAUAAUGAAAAAUCUUAGUAUAUUUUUACAAAAGGAAGAUUGCGAUCUCAGCUUAUGCAUUGAUUACGCAAACAACGUAUAUGAUGAAAUCAAUGAGAUGCGUCGCGAUUCGGAAUUGAAAUUUAAAGACUUGUUUGUAGCAGCAAAAGAAAUGGCGGAAAAAAUGAGUAUUAAUUUAGUACCUCCACGGAAUAUUGGAGUACAGAAGAAUCGAGACAACUACGAAGGAAGUCCAGAGGCUUAUUUCCGUCGGUCCAUAUUUCUCCCUUUUUUGGACCACUUAUCAAUGCAGCUAAAAACAAGAUUUAUUGAUCACCGGGAACUACUUUCAAAAAUUCAAAAUAUUCUGCCGAUUAAGUGUUCAGAGCUGAAUACAAAAGAAAUCAGUGAAACGGUAAAUACUUUUGCAAAAGAAUGGCCAAAUGACAUAAAGGGAUCUACUGAUGAUUUUAUAGCUGAAAUUACCAUGUGGCGCAGGCAUUGUUUAAAUAUGUCAAAGGAUAAACGGCCAAAAUCAUUUAUAGACACCCUCAAUACUUGUGAUUCGACAUUGUAUCAAUCAAUACACCGAUUUUUACAGAUCGGUGCAACUCUUCCAGUAUCUGUGGCAACAAGUGAACGGUCUUUUUCUUGUCUUCGAAGACUGAAAACAUAUCUGCGCAAUAAGACUGGUGAAGAGCGAUUAAAUGGACUGAUGCUAUUAAAUUUAUAUAGAGACGUGGAGGUGACCUAUGAUGAGAUCAUUAAUAUAAUGGCUAAAGUACCGAGACGUCUAGACCUUAUUUUAUAAUGUAAAUUGUAAUAAUGAAUUAAUAUGAGUAUUGAGUAUACUAUUAAAAGUAGGUAGGUAUCUAAAA